CAAACCUUGCAAUGACACCGAAAGACUGAAUUUUUUCUGUUUGGCCGGAGAGAAAAUACGAGGGAAAAUCAAGGGGAAGUGUAAGAAAAUGUUUCGUUACAAUCCAGCUGCAACCCUUUCGCUAUGUUUCAAAGAAACAUUAGUCGAAGAGUAAGCAAAACGAAGAUUGUUUAUCCACAAAAACGAAGCUUGUUGAUUUUAAGUCGCAGCUUCAUUACUCAAUCUGAACCUGAAUCUACCUCUACCCAAGACGCCGCCGCCGCCGCCACUGCCGCCGGUAUCGCCAAUCUUGUCCUCGAGUCUGAUCCGAGAAGCUUGAGAGGAGUCCUCCAUGGAUUACAAGUGCAAUUUACGCCUGAACUUGUGGACAAGAUCCUCAAGCGCCUCUGGUUCCAUGGACCGAAGGCGCUGCAAUUCUUCAAACACCUUGAAUACCAUCCUUCUUACGCACACUCCUCCUCCUCCUUCGACCGUGCCAUCGAUAUUGCAGGCCGUUUGCGCGACUACAAGACCCUAUGGGCUCUCGUGGCUCGAAUGCGGGCUCGCCGGCUCGGACCCAGUCCCAAAACCUUCGCAAUUAUAGCUGAGAGGUUCGUGGGCGCCGGAAAACCCGAUAGAGCGAUUAGGGUUUUCUUGUCAAUGCGGGAACAUGGCUGCCGACAGGACCUGCAUUCUUUCAAUACCAUUCUCGAUAUUCUCUGUAAGUCAAAACGCGUAGAAAUGGCUUACAAUCAUUUGUUUAAGGUUUUGAGGGGAAAGUUUAAGGCUGAUGUUGUUAGCUAUAACAUAAUUGCAAAUGGCUGGUGCUUGAUCAAGCGUACACCGAAGGCACUGGAGAUUUUGAAGGAGAUGGUGGAAAGAGGUAUGACUCCAACUAUUACUACUUACAAUAUACUUCUAAAAGGGUAUUUUAGAGCUGGUCAGAUUAAGGAAGCUUGGGAGUUCUUUUUGGAAAUGAAAGAGAGGAAAGUGGAAAUUGAUGUCGUUACUUAUACUACUAUGGUUCAUGGGUUUGGUGUUGUGGGUGAAAUUAAAAGGGCUCGUAAGGUUUUUGAUGAGAUGGUUGGAGAAGGGGUCCUUCCUUCUACAGCAACAUACAAUGCUAUGAUUCAGGUUUUGUGUAAGAAAGACAGUGUGGAGAAUGCGGUUCUGUUGUUUGAGGAGAUGAUGAAAAAGGGUUAUGUGCCAAAUUUAACCACUUAUAACGUAGUUAUCAGAGGAUUGUGUCAUGUGGGCAAUAUGGAAAGGGCUAUGGAGUUUAUGGAGAGAAUGAGAACUGGUGGAUGUGAACCAAAUGUUCAGACUUACAAUGUUGUCAUUAGGUAUUUUUGUGAUGCUGGUGACAUAGAAAAGGGGUUGGAUGUGUUUGAGAAGAUGGGCCGGGGGGAUUGUUUACCAAAUAUGGAUACGUAUAAUGUUUUGAUUAGUGCAAUGUUUGUGAGGAAAAAAUCUGAUGAUUUAGUGGUUGCUGGGAAGCUGUUGCUUGAGAUGAUUGAUAGAGGAUUUCUCCCUCGAAAGUUCACUUUCAAUCGAGUCCUUAACGGGCUCUUGCUGACGGGUAAUCAAGCUUUUGCAAAUGAGAUUUUGAGAUUGCAGAGCAAAUGUGGCCGUCUUCCUCGUAAAUUUAAGUUAUGAAGCCAACAUGGCUUAUGAGUGAUGUGAGUUCCAGUGCCCCCAUUUGAUCUUGUUGGUGACUCCGGAACCAGUCUCAUUCUUGCUGAAGAUGUCAAACAAGAUUUCCCUCUACGCUUAUACGUUUACGGGGAACGGGCAACUUAGUCCCUGUGAAACUGAAGUUAAGAGAUGGAAUGAAGUUGAUGUCUUGAAGUCCUCCAUCACCAAACAAUGCACGUUCUUGAGAGAUUUCAUAUGUAGAUUACAAAGCAGCAGGUAAAAGUGGUCAUUGAAGGUCAUCUGUUUCCUUCUUGAUAUCCUUGCAGAGAACACUGAGCGAUCGGGCGUACUCGUACAAGAAACUGUGACGACUGCCAAAUCAGAACAAUCCGGAUCCGGAACUCUUGAGGUUAAACAUGCCAAUAUCUCCAGGAAUACAAGACCAUUGACUUGAUUCACCUAGCUUCUACUCUGCAGCAUUCAAGGCAAAUUUAUUCAGGUUCCUAUGGCAAUUAUUCUAUCCUGAGAUCUUGCUCGGCCGAGAAGUCGAAAAUCGGUGUGGAGUUUUAAUUUAAGCUUGUAAAAUGAGGAUUUUUUACCACCUUAUAUUAGAUCGAAACAACUUUCUUGUAGGUCCGUAUAAAUUUCUGGUCAGCGUGAAACCUCUAGCCAAUUUUUCAUUUUGUAUUAUGAAAUCAUAGGGUGCCUUUAGUAUGACUUAUUUUGGUGAUCCGAGAACUUCUAUAAUGUUGGCGUGAUUCAACUUGAGUAGUGGAUCAG
Molecule: messenger RNA, 2394 nt
Organism: Momordica charantia (bitter melon)
Lineage: Eukaryota; Viridiplantae; Streptophyta; Magnoliopsida; Cucurbitales; Cucurbitaceae
Gene: OTP43
Product: Pentatricopeptide repeat (PPR) superfamily protein
Molecular function (GO): protein binding
Source: RefSeq, a predicted model, not a curated record